CCACACAGCUUGGUAAGAAUUUGGGGAGAAAUGGUAUCAUCGGCUCUCGGUCCGCCUCAAAAAAAAUCAAAGAAGAAGAACAAAUAAAAAAAAAAACGAAUAAAGGAGUGCAAGGGGGGAAGGAGAGGAAGGGAGCGAGCAUAGAACCCUAAUUUUGGGAGGAGGCCGGAAUCUGUAAUCAAGGUCUAGCAAAAUGUCUCCCAUGGAAUCCUCACGCGAGAAUAAUGUGUAUUUGGCCAAACUUGCCGAGCAGGCAGAGAGGUACGAGGAGAUGGUAGAGUUCAUGGAAAAGGUGGUGAGAACAAUCGACGGGGAGGAGCUUAGUGUGGAGGAGCGCAACCUACUCUCAGUGGCCUAUAAGAACGUGAUUGGGGCUAGACGUGCUUCUUGGCGUAUUAUCUCUUCCAUCGAGCAGAAGGAGGAGAGUCGCGGCAACGAGGAACACGUCACAGUCAUCAAGGAGUAUCGUGGGAAGGUGGAGGCGGAACUCGGCAAGAUCUGUGAAGGGAUUCUGAAGCUGCUAGAUUCCCACCUUGUACCAUCUGCCAGUUCUGCAGAAUCCAAGGUGUUUUACCAUAAGAUGAAAGGUGACUAUCACAGGUACCUUGCAGAAUUCAAGACUGGAGCUGAGAGGAAAGAAGCUGCUGAGAGCACCAUGUUGGCAUACAAAUCUGCCCAGGACAUUGCUAUAGCAGAUCUAGCUCCAACUCAUCCCAUAAGGCUUGGGCUGGCACUUAACUUCUCUGUGUUCUAUUAUGAGAUUCUUAAUUCACCUGAUCGCGCAUGUAGCCUUGCAAAGCAGGCAUUUGAUGAAGCUAUCUCUGAGCUUGAUACCUUGGGUGAAGAAUCAUACAAGGACAGUACAUUGAUUAUGCAGCUUCUCCGGGACAAUUUGACAUUAUGGACCUCUGAUAUUAUGGAGGAUGGAGGUGAUGAGAUCAAGGAAGGCCCAAAGAAGGAGUCAGGAGACGACCAGUGACCUUCAUUUAGUUCCUCUUUAUUUUGCAGUAGAAUGGAUUGUUGUUUAAGUGGGUUUAGAUGCUAAGUUUCAUAUGCUUCUGGACAAGCCUGGGUUACUAGUAUUGCCUAAAAAAUUGGAUAUCUAGUUACUUGAGCGUUUUUAUGUAGUCGAUUCGAAACUAUUUGAAGUUGCGGCUUGUUGGUGCCACGAGUUCUGCAAGCUUGUGAUUGAAAAGUCUAGGAGUGCAGAGAAAACAACCAUGCUUGCUUAGUCGGUUGAUAUCUUCCUAUAGCAGCAUUGGAGAAGAUUUCAUCAUCGAUUUUUUUUCAUCUUAAAUUUAUGAUGGAUUUGGCUUGUUUCAUAGCAAUUAUUUGUAUCAAACUUCAUAUUUGUGGGAAGUAGAAUGAUGCGCUUGCUUGUGGCAA
Zingiber officinale is the source of this 1386-nucleotide messenger RNA. RefSeq names its product 14-3-3-like protein GF14-C. The record is from RefSeq and is a predicted model, not a curated record. Gene Ontology annotation, cellular component: cytoplasm. Gene Ontology annotation, biological process: signal transduction. The transcript is spliced from 6 exons. The coding region runs from base 194 to 979 and encodes 261 amino acids. Lineage: Eukaryota; Viridiplantae; Streptophyta; Magnoliopsida; Zingiberales; Zingiberaceae.